Molecule: messenger RNA, 1624 nt
Organism: Balearica regulorum gibbericeps (East African grey crowned-crane)
Lineage: Eukaryota; Metazoa; Chordata; Aves; Gruiformes; Gruidae
Source: RefSeq, a predicted model, not a curated record
GAAAACUCUCCUUUUUAUUGCAGUAUGUGUAGCUGUGGGUGUUACACAAGUACCCAAACAAGUGAUAGAUGUUCUUCAUCAACUAGGCCUUGUGAAAGAUGUUCAACAGCCCUCGGAGACGACAGUGCCCUCAACAUCUCUGUUACCUCAGGGUGUUCGUCUAACCGUAUCAGGAGUUGUACUAACUAGUGAUGCACAUAUUGAGUCCCCCAUCACUGAAGUCAUACCAUCAAAUCUAGGGCAUCAGUUCACUAUAUUAGUUGGGCUGUACUCUUACAGAGUAAACAAUGCUUUCCUUUUCAGUAUUAGGAACAAAAAUAGACUGCAGUUUGGUGUCCAGUUGCUACCGAGAAAGAUAGUGGUGUACACUGGAGGGAAGCAGUCUGUAUACUUUGCUUAUAGUGUUCAUAAUGAACAGUGGCAUUCAUUUGCCAUUGACAUUCGAGACAAGACUGUCUCAAUAUUCGCUGAGUGCGGAAAGAAGUACUAUAGCAGGGAAAUACUUACUGAAGUGGAGACAUUUGAUUUGGAUGGUUCAUUUACCUUGGGAAGGAUGAACUCUCAUUCUGUCAGCUUUGAAGGAGUGAUAUGUCAGCUAGAUAUUAUUCCUUCUGCAGAAGCCUCUGCAAACUAUUGUAAAUAUGUGAAACAGCAGUGUCGCCAGGCUGAAACGUAUCGAUCUCUGUUAGGAGCUCCACGUGUGUCAGAUGGGUUGGAUCUUUUUUCAAAGAUGAUGAUUGAUGAGAAAAAACACUCAGAAGUCAUAUCGGCUUAUAGAAGGGAAGAAACAUCAAACAUUCCUGUUACCAGUGUUGCUCAGAUUAAUUUGCUAUCAGAAUACUUUGAGUCAAGAAAUGUCUCUGUAUCAGAGUUUCCAGAGGCCAGACCUCCGUUGCUGGAAGCUUGGCCUGAAACAGAACUCCAGGAGAAUGUCAAUCUGCCUCUUCAUCAGCAGGAGACGAACAAAAAAAGAAACAAUACUAAAAACCCCACAGGAUCAUAUCCAAAUACUGUAGAUAAUACCACAGAAGAUGCAGGCAGGCAAAGUGAACCUUCUCUGAUCUCCCCCAUAAAACAGAGUAAAACUACAAGCAAGGGAAUGGACAAAGCGAAACAGCAUUUAGAUGAAUCAAGCAAAAAGCAGCACAUCUUCAACGCAACCUUGUACAGUUUGCCUGCUGACCUCUCUCUGGAUAAUCAACUCAGUCCAGGGCAGGAAGGUGCAUUUGAUGCUGAUGAGACUUAUCAUACGGAAAAUAGUUAUGACAUUGGUAUUGAUCAUUAUGCUUAUGAAUAUGAAGACCUUGACAAAAUGUUUGAAAUGGGAAGUGUCAGAGGUCCAAAGGGGGAAACUGGACCUCCUGGUCCUCCAGGUCCUCCAGGUUUACCUGGUCCAUCAGGAAAGAGGGGUCCUCGGGGUAUUCCAGGACCACAUGGUAAUCCAGGUUUGCCAGGAUUGCCAGGUCCAAAGGGCCCUAAAGGAGACCCAGGAUUCUCUCCAGGACGGGCAAAACGUGGCGAAAAGGGUGAUCCAGGCCCCAUAGGCUUUCCAGGGCCACCUGGGAUCAAAGGCCAGAAGGGUCUGAAGGGUUAUCUGGGACUGCAAGGGCCACGUGGUGAGCAG